Messenger RNA from Myotis daubentonii (Daubenton's bat), 1750 nucleotides. RefSeq names its product heterogeneous nuclear ribonucleoprotein C. NCBI's taxonomy places the organism in Eukaryota, Metazoa, Chordata, Mammalia, Chiroptera, Vespertilionidae. The record is from RefSeq and is a predicted model, not a curated record. The transcript has a single exon. Bases 188 to 1093 code for a protein of 301 amino acids.
UUUGUGAAGAGACGAAGGCAGAGCGGUUGCUGCCGCGUUGCUGACCUCGAGCAGUAGUCGGCUUCUCCACGUAGAACCCGGGAGUAGGAGAUUCAGAAUCGAAUCUCUUCUCCCUUUUCUCACCAGUGAGAUUUUUUUGAUCUUCAGCUACAUUUUGGCUUUGUGAGGAACUUAAUCAUCAAAGACAAUGGCCAGCAAUGUUACCAACAAGACGGAUCCUCGCUCCAUGAACUCCCGUGUAUUCAUUGGGAAUCUCAAUACUCUUGUGGUGAAGAAAUCUGAUGUGGAGGCUAUCUUCUCAAAGUAUGGCAAAAUUGUGGGUUGCUCUGUUCAUAAGGGCUUUGCCUUCGUUCAAUAUGUUAAUGAGAGAAAUGCCCGGGCUGCGGUGGCAGGAGAAGAUGGCAGAAUGAUCGCUGGCCAGGUUUUAGAUAUUAAUCUGGCUGCAGAGCCAAAAGUGAACCGAGGAAAAGCAGGUGUGAAACGAUCUGCAGCGGAGAUGUACGGCUCCUCUUUUGAUUUGGACUAUGACUUUCAACGGGAUUAUUAUGACAGGAUGUACAGUUACCCAGCACGUGUUCCUCCUCCUCCUCCUAUUGCUCGGGCUGUAGUGCCCUCAAAACGCCAACGUGUAUCAGGAAACACAUCACGAAGGGGCAAAAGUGGCUUCAAUUCUAAGAGUGGACAACGAGGAUCUUCUUCCAAGUCUGCAAAGUUGAAAGGAGAUGACCUUCUGGCCAUUAAGAAGGAAUUGACCCAGAUAAAACAAAAAGUGGAUUAUCUACUGGAAAGCCUGGAAAAAAUUGAAAAGGAACAGAGCAAACAAGCAGACUUGUCCUUCUCGUCCCCAGUAGAGAUGAAGAAUGAUAAGACAGAAGAGGAGCAGACCACCAGCUCCCUGAAGAAAGAUGAGACUAAUGUGAAGAUGGAGUCCGAGGGGGGUGCUGAGGAUUCUGCUGAGGAGGGGGACCUACUGGAUGAUGAUGAUAAUGAAGAUCGGGGGGAUGACCAGCUGGAGUUGAUCAAGGAUGAUGAAAAAGAGGCUGAGGAAGGAGAGGAUGACAGAGACAGCGCCAAUGGCGAGGAUGACUCUUAAGCACAUAGUGGGGUUUAGAAAUGUUGUCCCAUUAUUUCUUUAUCUAGGCGCUUGUCUGAGAUCAAAAUUUUCACCAGAUCCUCUCCCUAGUACCUUCAGCACAUGCUCACUGUUCUCCCCAUCUCGUCCCUCCCAUGUUCAUUAAUUCAUAUUGCCCUGCGCCUAGUCCCAUUUUCACUUCCCUUUGAUGCUCCUAGUAGUUAUGUUAAGUCUUAACCCUGUAAUUUUUGCUUUUAAUUUUGAUACCUCUUUAUGACUUAACAAUAAAAGGAUGUAUGGUUUUUAUCAACUGUCUCCAAAAUAAUGUCUUGUUAUGCAGGGAGCACAGUUCUUUUCAUUCAUAUAUGAGUUCAGUAGUUGCUUCCCUAACUGCAAAGGCAAUCGCAUUAGUUGAGUAGCACCUGAGAGCAGCUUUGAGUUAGAGGUAUGUGUUUUAUACCCCAUAUAAGAGUGCUAUGUGGGGCUGUUCAACACAAAUGUAACAAUGUAUUUUUGUGAAUGAGAGUUGGCAUGUCAAAUGCAUCCUCUAGGUAAAUAAUUAGUGUAAUAGUUUUAAGAUUUGUUUUCUAAAGUUGAUACUGUGGGUUAUUUUUGUGAACAGCCUGAUGUUUGGGACCUUUUUUUCUCAAAAUAAACACGUCCUUAUUAAACCAGGAA